UUUACAUUAACAGAUAAUGUGGUCACCGUUGAUGAAAACCAUACUGCAGUCUUUGAAACGGAUAAGAUUUCUGGAACUAGUGUUUCUUUGAUAGGAAAGGAGGAACUGAAGAAGGGCCCGCUAAAAUUAUCAGGAACAAUCGAAGAAAUGCAUGGUCAUACGUCCAUUUGUAAAAUUCUAUUCUUUGUAAACGAUGUAACAUCACGUGGUCUCACUGUUUUGCUGGCAUGCAUUGAAAAAUCAAAGAUGCAAGCGUUUUGCCAAAGUUGCGAAGAUAGGGGUUUUCACCUGUUUAAGAACUGGAUAAGCAAAGAUUUUGUCUUCAAACCACAAAUAAAAAUUGAUAUCAAUUUGAAAGGGUGUUUUGGAUUGCCACGCUUUACAUCAAGGAAAAGAUUAGACCUGACAUUUUUACCUAACUCCGCGGAAAAUUUUACACGAUUCGUUGUCGAAAUUAAACACAAGAUUGAUCAAGAUGUUUAUGGACUUCUGUUACUCACCAAAGAUCAAGAAAUAAUUGAUGAAAUAAGCUAUAAUACAUUGAGCACCAAAGAAUACGCAAAUGCAACUCUACUGAAAGGACGAAAUACUUCUGACCGAAGAGCUAGAACGGCACGACCUGAUCAAAUGACCCCUACAAAGGGAACAAGCUACAUUAAUAGACAACCUACCUUGUCAGUUCGCCAAUACAGUGAAGAUGAUUUCUUGACAGAAAAAGGCAUGAUGGCGAUAGGAAAGUUGCUUAAUGCAGACAAACUGUUUGAAACAGUUCUUCAUCUGGAUAUGAAACAGGUUCAAUAUGACCAAAUUUGUGAAAAAGUGCCGUCAAGUAACAGGCAAGCUUUCACAUUGCUAAAGACUGCUCUCGAUCAACUGAAGAACAACAAAGUUGACAAGUUAUUAUCUGCCCUUGAAAGUGUUGGCGAAGGAGGAUUAGCUGAAAAUAUUCGCCAAUUAUACAAAGACAGGAAAGAGUUGUCCCAAAUACAUAUGAUACAUUAA
Mytilus trossulus (common blue mussel) is the source of this 1002-nucleotide messenger RNA. RefSeq lists its product as uncharacterized. The record is from RefSeq and is a predicted model, not a curated record. Bases 148 to 1002 code for a protein of 284 amino acids. NCBI's taxonomy places the organism in Eukaryota, Metazoa, Mollusca, Bivalvia, Mytilida, Mytilidae. The transcript has 3 exons.